GUGAAACUAGCCCUGUUCCCUGUUCUCACAAUAACUGUGAGAACAGAGCGAGGCCGGAGGAAUGAGUGCUGUGCAGCACACUGCGUUUAUGUCAUUUAUCAUGAACAGGACCCUUGCAUUCCGUCCAUGGACAGCGCUGGUAACCAAUGGUCCUCUUCACCUGUACCAUCAUAUUUUAUCCAGUAAGAAUGGAGUAUUGGAUGAUGAGCCAGAUACUGAUGUGCCAUAUGACUAUGAUGACUACUAUGCUGGAAAUGUUGAUUCAUCUGCGUUUUCCUGUGUUUAUGGAGAACAUGGAGCCAGCAUUCUUCCAGUGUUAUACUCCCUUUUUUUUGUGGUGGGCUUUCUGGGUAACAUGGUGGUCCUUGUGGUCUCCAUGGGUGUCAAACUGAGAAGCAUGACUGACAUCUGUCUCCUGAACCUGGCUUUAUCUGACCUGCUCUUGGUCUCCUCCCUUCCCUUCCUGGCACACUAUGCCAGAGACCAGUGGAUCUUUGGAGAUGUCAUGUGCACUAUGGUCCUCAGUGUCUACCACAUCGGAUUCUACAGUGGGAUAUUCUUCAUUGUACUGAUGAGUGUUGAUCGAUACUUAGCUAUAGUUCAUCCUGUGUUUGCCUUGAGAGUCAGAACAAGGACAUAUGGGAUCUUAGCCAGUGUGGUCAUGUGGAUUGUUGCUGUUUCUGCAUCGUUUCCUGAGUUGAUGCACUUGAAAACCACAGAUUAUAAUGAACAAAAACAUUGCACAUCUUAUCCAACAAAUGAUCAAAAUUCACAUAUUUUUUUGAGGACUUUUGGUAUCUUGAAAAUGAAUAUCAUUGGUUUAAUUCUCCCACUUAUUGUGAUUGGAUUUUGUUACUCAAUGAUUCUGAAGAGACUCCUGACAGCACACUCUUCCAGGAGGCAGGCCAUGCAUCUUGUCAUCGUGGUGAUGGUGGUCUUCUUCUGCUGUUGGGUUCCAUACAAUGUCACAGCUUUUAUGAAAGCCUUAGAGCUGAAUGAAAUCAUAACUCAGUCUUGUGACAGCAGUAUGGCAAUCAGUCUAAGCCUACAGAUAACAGAAGCUUUGGCUUACUCACACAGCUGCCUGAAUCCCAUUAUCUAUGCAUUUGUGAAAGAGAAGUUUAGGAGGCACCUUUUCAGACUCCUGUACAGGACACCCUUCAGUAGACUGCAAUUCAUGAAGAACUACCUUACACAGGCCACAGUAUCAGUUUAUUCACAUAACACUAAUGAUGAGAAAACUAGUACAACAGUCUGAAUUGGAAAAAGACUGUCAAAAGGAAAUUUUAAGUUUAUAAAAUUUAUAUGGUUAUGCUUAAUUUUGUUUUGUUUAUCACUUGCUUUAAAAGUACUUUCAUACCAUACAAAAUGUGAAAAAAACAAAACAAUGAAUUGCAGACAAAUAAUCUUUUUACACCAAGAGCAGCAUGAAUAUGCAUCAGUCAAAUUCACAAACACAAAUUCACAACUGUACAUCAGAGGGCACAACACAAACACACCAUUACAAAUAACAGAAUGCAGGAGAGACUCAAAUUCAACUGAUGUUCCUUUUAGAGCAAGUCAGUUCACUCAUUGGCCAUCUUGGGAAUGCAUUUGUCAUGCAAAUACAGCUCUUAACUUUACAGGUGUUUCCAUCUGGACUUUACAACAGCAGAUAUAUAAUGAUGUAUUCAUUCAACAGCAAGAACUGUUGUAAACACCAGGCAGUGGCAUUGGCUCUUUUAUUUGGAAGGCGGAACUUAUUUAGACCUGCCAUAUUAGGCGUUCAAAUUUCUCAUUGUAAUGCCAUUGGUCCAUCUUGGCUUUAAAUAGUCUCUUCAAUGAUAUAGUUUGGUAUUUAACUUAUAUAAUUCAUGAGGUAACAUUUACAUUUUGUUGAAGUGUAAGCAAUUGUGUAAAAUUAUUGAAUAUGUAACUGAAUUCAACCAACCUGAAAUAUUUUACCAACACAGUAUAUUUUGAUUUGUCCUGCUCAAAUAAUCACUUAGUAAGUUUGAUAUAAUCUGUUUUUGUUUAUAUGAUGAAACUCUAUUUUGAUGUAAGUACAUUGUUAUCUCAAUUACCAUUUUCACAGACUUACAAAUUAGUUAUCUUUUUAUGCAACCUUUUAUGUAACCUGUCUUAUAUGAGAAUCCCUGUAUAUAAAUAUUAUUUACGUUAAAUAAAUGUUACUAUAAGUAAGGAAAGAGUUGCUGCAUACAUUUAACUCAAAUUAAAAAGAGAACACGUGGAAUAAAGGAUUAAGAUUAA
Messenger RNA from Megalobrama amblycephala (Wuchang bream), 2250 nucleotides. Its product is annotated as C-C chemokine receptor type 5-like. NCBI's taxonomy places the organism in Eukaryota, Metazoa, Chordata, Actinopteri, Cypriniformes, Xenocyprididae. The transcript is spliced from 3 exons. Bases 62 to 1258 code for a protein of 398 amino acids. Gene Ontology annotation, cellular component: membrane. Gene Ontology annotation, molecular function: chemokine receptor activity. Gene Ontology annotation, biological process: immune response; chemotaxis; G protein-coupled receptor signaling pathway. The record is from RefSeq and is a predicted model, not a curated record.